AACGCAUGUAGCUGCCGUUUUGAUUAUUACUGGUAGUGAUAGAAACCGAAGAUUGUAUCCGCCUCUCUUCUCUUCCUCGACAGGCCUCUGGCGGCUGCUUCUCUCGAAGUUUCUAGUGACUUCUAUUGUUUGUUUUCGGAGACAAUUGCUUCUGUAAGUAUCAAUUUUGGGAAAUAAUUCCUCUGGUUGGGAGUUUGCAGAGUGAAUGGGGGAAGCUGAGGUUAAGCCUAAGAAGGCUGGCCCUGUACAGUGCUCCAUCUGUAGCCAGAGGAGAGCCGCUCUUAAGCGCCCCAAAACCCUAGAGCAGAUUUGCAGGGAGUGUUUCUAUGCUGUUUUUGAGGAAGAGAUCCAUAGAGUAGUCGUUGACAACCAACUAUUCAAACCUGGUGAGCGCAUUGCCAUUGGAGCUUCUGGGGGAAAAGAUUCCACAGUCCUUGCUUAUGUAUUAUCAGAAUUGAAUCGCAGGCAUAAUUAUGGCCUCGAUCUCUUCCUUUUGUCAGUUGACGAGGGAAUUACUGGGUACAGGGAUGACUCACUUGAAACUGUCAAAAGAAACGAAAUUCAGUAUGGCCUGCCACUGAAGGUUGUAUCUUACAAGGAUUUGUAUGGAUGGACGAUGGAUGAAAUAGUGAAGAUGAUAGGUUUAAAGAACAACUGCACAUUUUGUGGUGUUUUUCGUCGUCAGGCUCUUGAUCGUGGUGCUGCAAUGUUGAAAGUAGACAAGCUUGCUACUGGACAUAAUGCAGAUGAUAUUGCUGAAACUGUACUUUUAAACAUAUUACGAGGUGAUAUUGCCAGACUGAGUAGGUGCACUUCUAUAAUCACUGGUGAAGAUGGACCAAUUCCAAGAUGCAAGCCUUUUAAGUAUACCUAUGAAAAGGAGAUUGUUAUGUAUGCAUAUUUCAAAAGGCUAGACUACUUUUCCACCGAAUGCAUUUAUUCUCCAAACGCAUAUCGUGGUUUUGCUCGUGAGUUCAUUAAAGAUUUGGAAAGGAUCAGGCCCAGAGCUAUACUUGACAUCAUCAGAUCAGGUGAAAAGUUUAGGAUAUCCACUUCUGCAAAAAUGCCAGAGCAGGGAACAUGUGAACGGUGUGGUUAUAUUUCUAGCCAGAAAUGGUGUAAAGCUUGUGUUUUGCUGGAAGGAUUGAACCGCGGUUUGCCAAAGUUGGGUAUUGGGCGGACUCGAGGCCUCAAUAAUGGUCUCGAGUGCGAUACAAAACAAUCCAAUGGAGUGAAGAAUAUCCAGAGCAAACAAUGUGGAACUUUGGAUUUCUGAGUGGCUUUCCUAGGGCAUCAACUUUGGUAGACUCCAAGAUUUGAGUCUCUUUUGAAGCCUGCAAGCGAUAUUAAGUUAAUGCUUUGGGGCACAUGAGAAGUGAUAGUAACUCAAACCAUAUGGCUACUGACGUCUAAUGGACUCUGCAAUGAAUUUCUUAGAUCUUAGAGAUAUGAGCCUGGUAGAAAUGAGGAUUCUGAAGCAAUCUGAAGCUUCUUCCUAUUUUGUGCAGUCUAUUUAUUCGUUUGCAUUUUGAUAUCUGAACCUUAAUAUUAUUGAUAUUGAACCCUUGAAUUCUCCAUAAAUAAUUACAGGAUUUUAGCUCACUA
Messenger RNA from Vitis riparia (riverbank grape), 1605 nucleotides. RefSeq names its product cytoplasmic tRNA 2-thiolation protein 1. Gene Ontology annotation, cellular component: mitochondrion; cytosolic tRNA wobble base thiouridylase complex. The transcript is spliced from 10 exons. Gene Ontology annotation, biological process: tRNA wobble position uridine thiolation. Gene Ontology annotation, molecular function: tRNA binding. Lineage: Eukaryota; Viridiplantae; Streptophyta; Magnoliopsida; Vitales; Vitaceae. The record is from RefSeq and is a predicted model, not a curated record. Bases 206 to 1276 code for a protein of 356 amino acids.